AAGCAUUGCCGUGUUUUGACUCCAGAUACUGUUCGGUAACCGACGAGGGAGGAACAUAAACCGCUGUUUUUCGGCAAAGCGCGCCACAUCGCGAGUGUCAAUUGUUAUUUUUCCAAGGUGUGCGCUCUUUUUUCUGUUUCUGGCUGGCGUUACAGACGAUUGAGGAUAAAUAGACUUAAAGAGGCUGAAUGUGCAAUAUGUCAAUUUUUUUCGCUGCGUGAUCCGGUGGACUAAUAAAACUACUAGAUAUGAAUACGGUGGUUUUGGAGGCCAGGCCUUUCAGGCCUUUCAAGUCCAGCGAGGAGUAUCUGUAUGCGAUGAAGGAAGAUCUUGCCGAGUGGCUUCAGAUGCUGUAUCCUCAUCUCAAUAUUAGCGUGGAGAACUUCAUGGAAAGACUGGAAACUGGAGUCGCCCUUUGUGAGCAUGCAAAUGCAGUGAAACGACAGGCUGGAGAGUAUGUGGAGAAGAAGCAAGCGAAAAAGUAUAUGACAAGAUCUGUCACGGGAUCACUUGCUCAUGCCCAAACUUUGGCCAGGAUAGCAGAAGUAAAAUAUUUUUCGACAGCCAAGCCUGGUACAUUCUUUGCUAGGGAUAACGUGAGCAACUUCAUAAACUGGUGUCGCAUAUGCCUAGAAAUAAUAGAAUGCCUUCUUUUCGAAUCAGACGAUCUAAUCAUGAGGAAAAACGAGAAACAUGUUAUAUUAUGUCUCUUGGAGGUUGCCAGAAGAGGAGCGAAAUUCGGCAUGUUAGCACCCAUGUUAGUACAGAUGGAACGACAGAUCGACAGAGAAAUUGCAGCAGAUCAGAAGAAAAUGGGGGUUAGUUUUCACGAUGGUUUAGUCAAUGACAGUGGCAUUGGGGAUGAUGAGAGCGAUAGCGAUAUGGAGGAUGAAGAACCCGUGUUAAUGUAUGGACCUGUACCACAGAUCGUCACUAAUGAUCUAAAGAGUCUGGACGAAAUGGUGAGAGACCUCGUCGAAAAAUGUACUUGUCCUACACAAUUUCCAAUGAUUCGAGUAUCUGAGGGAAAAUACAGGAUUGGAGACACAAAAGUGCUAAUAUUUGUCAGGAUAUUAAGAAACCACGUUAUGGUGCGAGUUGGCGGAGGAUGGGACACACUAUCACAUUACCUGGACAAACACGAUCCCUGCAGAUGUCGCUCGCAGCAUCGAACUACACAAGGGGCCCGUCUCGUGAACAAACCUGGCGCUGCUGACCUGCAUGGAUCUCAUGUAUAUUAUGAGAGAUCACCAGGGCCAUCAGCUCAUAGCACCCCAACACAUUCAUCAUCAGGUCCAAACUCUCUCUUGGGACCUCCAAUGCACUCCAUCAGCCGAUCGAGAUCUAGAUCGCCCUCUCAACUCUACAAAUCCGAUGACAGAAGAUCAGUUAGUCCAAAUGUAUCGCGAAAGAGCCUAAUGCCGCCUUCUAAUAGGUCUAGGAGUCCUACACCGAACUUCAUAUCCACCCAUCAGACCAAGUUAUCCACCAACAAGAGUCCAAAACAUCAGGCCAACACGUCUCCUAAAAUUGCGAAGAAACAUGUUUCUACCUUGCAAAUCCCUAUAGACAAGGGGAUAACAAAACAAGAUAUUUUGAAGUCCGAAGCCACUUUGGUGGUCAACGAUCAAUUGACUGACCACAGCGACACAACCUCUGAGAUGUCCGAUGAAGGAUAUAGGAGUUUAGGAAUCGUCAACGAUAAAUCGAAGAAAAGGUCUUCUGUUUACAGUCAGCAUUCAGCUGAAGAUGCUGAAGAAAAUGAGCAUAAAUUAGACUGUGACGAAGACCUUAACGACAUAGGACUACGAAAGACUCAGUAUUCUCAGAAAAUCUACGAAACCGAAUCAAAACCAACAAUCACGUCCGACAAGUCAGUACAAGAAGAAAAGAAACCAUCCUACAAGCGUUCCAACAGCCUCGAUGGCAAAGAGAUACCGUCCAUCCCAAAACUCAACGGCUCUCCGUACAAAAAAGUUGUCCAGUGUAAAGUCAACACUUGGAACAACUCACCUAAGCGCCAAAGGAGCUCUUUGACACCAGAAACUUUCACAUCCCCAUUCACAAGGAAUUCCAUGACGAGAAGAAGCGUUUCUGCACUUGGAUACGAUAGAAAGUCCUCUAGUACAAACACAUCACCUACUAAGGGUAGACUCAGACAGGAGUUAUUGAAAACUGUUAAAAACACAGACGAUGAUUCCCUUAUGGCCAUACAAAUACAAGAACUGUUGAAAAAAUAUGGCAGUUUGAAUAUGUUGGAUAACGAUGAUGAACAACAGUUUAGGAGUCUACCUCAUGAGAGUACUUUCAAAAGAUCCACGGGUAGAAUGAGCAUAAGAAGUUCUAGAAAAGAUUCCAGGCCUGAUAUUUUGCAUUCGAGAAUUCCAGCUCCUAUCUCUCAUAAGGCCUGAAUUAGUUGUACGUUUUUAGAUUCAUUCUGAAAUAUUGACUUUAUAAGUAAACCAUCAAGAUUUUUGGAAUCUUUUUACAUAAAGAAAUAUCUUGAGAAAUAUUAUGGUGAUAUUUUUAUAAUCUUAGGAAGUAUUCAUUUCCCCAUAUUCUAGUACAGCAAAUAGUCUAUUGCUCAAAAGAAACGUUGAUAUCAACUGGCUCAUAUUUAAAGAGAGUCCAAUACAGGCGCUUUCAAGUCUUUUUUGCAAGAGCUUAUCGUUGAAAGUUACCAAUAAAUAUUAUUUGAAGUUGUCACUGAGCAAGUGUUAAAUUGUUUUAGGCUGGUACCUAUAAACGAAAAUUAUAGCACUCUUUGAAGCAUGCGCUGAUCAUUAUCAUUAUGAUUUUGUUGCUCAAAUGGAUAUCAUGCGAAUUUACUUAACAGUCUGUUAUUGUAUUGGGCAGAAUAGAUUACACUAUUUAUAGAUAAGAAUUUUAUUAACACUUUACCAAUCGGAUUCUGAAAGGAAAACCAAUUGUUUUAAUAUAUUGAAAUGAUUUGAUAUUCAAAAUAUUUUACUGGAUAUGCAAAUUUUAUUCUGGAUACCAAUUUCUCAAGUGAAACAACAACAUAUCUGAAGUGCUCUUUAGUUGCGAGCAGAAAUCAUUAUUUUGAUUUGAGCAAAAUUUAAAGCAUAAGUUUUAGUUUUGAUAUCGUUUGUUAAGUAUUGACAUUAUAAUAUUAUUAACAUACAUGUGUUCAUUAUUGUCAUCUCAUUGACGUUCUGAGACGAUUUGCAAUUCAUUUUACAUUGUCUGCUGUUAUUUUGAGCAGAAAAUAUGACUUAUUUUUAAAUAUCAUCUGAAAUAGACUGUAUUUGUAUAAUUUGGUAAAAUAUAAAUUGAAAUAUUAAAAAAAAAUGUUUCUAUUA
This is a messenger RNA of Harmonia axyridis, 3323 nucleotides long. RefSeq names its product GAS2-like protein pickled eggs. The record is from RefSeq and is a predicted model, not a curated record. Bases 249 to 2411 code for a protein of 720 amino acids. Gene Ontology annotation, molecular function: microtubule binding; actin filament binding; cytoskeletal adaptor activity. Gene Ontology annotation, biological process: regulation of microtubule polymerization or depolymerization; actin crosslink formation; microtubule bundle formation. Gene Ontology annotation, cellular component: microtubule plus-end; actin filament; cytoplasm. The transcript has 9 exons. Lineage: Eukaryota; Metazoa; Arthropoda; Insecta; Coleoptera; Coccinellidae.